CCAUAAAAGCUUUCUAUGCAAUUUGUUGUCAUCUUUUCAGGUGAUAAGUGUUUCCAUUAUCUAGUACUCUAUAAAAGUCUGCCACCAGAGCUUAUAGUUUGUCAGUCGUUAAACAAAAGUGCCGCUGAAAACCUUAGUGCAAAAAAAUAUUAUUACUUAUUUAAGAGUUUCUAAACAGAGUUAAGAGAAUAUAACUAAGAGCUAUCACAAAAAGCUCGUUAUUAAAUUUCGACGAGAGAAGAGAGUACUUCGGAAAUCCUCAUACGUGCCCUGAAAAUGUCAGCAAAUAAGCCCUUCAAAGUGCUGAUCGCGCAUACUGAUGUUCCCCCCGAGGGACUAGAAGUCCUAAAGGAGAAAUGCGAAAUCCUUCAAGUGGAAAGCGAACCACCCAACAACAGGCUCGAGAUUCUGGAGAAGAUCAAGGGCGUUCACGCUGCCAUUUGGGGCGGUCGAGAUAUCCUCAAUGCUGAAAUUUUGGAUGCCGCUGGUCUGCAAUUCAAAGCGGUAUCCACCAUGUCCUCGGGAAUCAACAAUGUGGAUGUCCCGGAGCUAAAGAAGAGGGGUAUUCCACUGGGCAGUACUCCUGCAAUGCUAACUGUGGCGGUGGCCGAUCUCGCAGUGGGAUUGCUAAUCGCUGCUGCUCGGAGAUUUCAGGAGGGUCGAAGAAAGAUUGACAGUGACAAUUGGGAUAAAGACCAUCUGGACUGGCUGCUGGGACAAGACAUUCGUGACUCCACCGUGGGAUUCUAUGGCUUUGGAGGCAUUGGCCAGGCAGUGGCCAAGCGAUUGUCCGGAUUCGACAUCGAUCGAGUGCUCUACACCACUAGGAAUCGUGUGAGUAAGGAAAUCGAGGAGCAAUUCAACGCCAAGAAGAUCGAUUUCGAUACUCUCCUGGCGGAAAGUGAUUUUCUUGUCAUUGCAUCACCACUGACAAAGGAAACGCAGGGCUUGUUUGAUGCCAGCGCAUUUAAUAAAAUGAAGAGAACAGCUGUGCUGAUCAACGUUGGACGAGGCAAAAUUGUCAACCAGGAUGAUCUUUAUGAUGCCCUCAAAGCAAACAGAAUAUUUGCAGCUGGCCUAGAUGUUAUGGAUCCUGAGCCUCUUCCGUCCAAAGACAAAUUACUGGCUCUAGAUAAUGUUGUGGUCACUCCACAUGUUGGCUAUGCCACCAAGAGAACGCGCAUCGAUGCUGCCACUUUGGCCUCCCACAAUGUACUUCGAGGAUUGGCUGGUGAACCUAUGCUGUCACCCGCUUAUUAAAAAUUAUUAAAGAUGUACCCUUAUAGUGUAAUAAAGGUUCCUUAAAAAUCGAAUAUAUUAUAUGGUAAUUGUUUGAAAAAGGA
This is a messenger RNA of Drosophila gunungcola (fruit fly), 1343 nucleotides long. Its product is annotated as glyoxylate reductase/hydroxypyruvate reductase. The coding region runs from base 277 to 1260 and encodes 327 amino acids. Gene Ontology annotation, molecular function: hydroxypyruvate reductase (NADH) activity; glyoxylate reductase (NADPH) activity; hydroxypyruvate reductase [NAD(P)H] activity. Lineage: Eukaryota; Metazoa; Arthropoda; Insecta; Diptera; Drosophilidae. The transcript is spliced from 5 exons. Gene Ontology annotation, cellular component: cytosol. The record is from RefSeq and is a predicted model, not a curated record.